AUGCAUCACCGUCCGUUCAAACCGCCGUCGUUCAUCAACAGGCCCGUCACAGCACCGACUUCGAUCGAGGACGAGCGCAGACGACUUGCGCGGCUGGCUGCCGAGCGACGCGCAAAGGCCGCUGCUGCUAUUGCUGCUGUUACAUCAUCUUUGAGUUUAGGGUCGAGUGGUGCUGGUGACGAGGUAGAGGAGGGAGAAGGGAAGGAGAAUUUGGCUGUGAAGAGAAGGAAGAAGGAAGAGAGCGAUGAUGAUGAUGAUGACUGUACUGUUCUUUCGCCUGCGACAACGAGGAAAUUAGUGAAUUCCCAAGCGCAGAAAUUCAGCGUUCCAGCGUUUAUCCCGACCGCUCGCGACAACGCUCAGAGCUCAGACAAUGCAGUCCAGCCAACGACCAGCCUCGGAUCCAGUAAACCGCGGUAUUUCAAGGCUCUGUGGCGGAAGCAGACCACGCGUAAAAACAAGACGUGGGACGGAGACGGCGUGUUGAGGCUUACGCAAACAUUGUGUACUCUGCAGGAUGAUUCCGGGAAAACACUAGGAAAGAUCCGGUGUAACCCAGCGACAGUAUUCGACACUGGGAUCCUGAAGUUUGGAAGCUAUGAAGCUGAGGCAGAAGACCAGAUCCUCGAACGCGAGGUUCUUUCCGGUCGCGCGUUUUCGUCGCGCGCGAUCGAGAUCAUCGACGACGACGAGGAGAGUACUCCGGCACCCUCUUCCAAGCCUGAAUCCACAGCCUUCAAACGUCUCGUGCCAACCGCACAGUUCAACCCUCCCGCAUCCAGCUCUACUCAAGCAGCUCUAACGUCUAGACCUACCGGCACCCCUCGCCACGACCCUAGCCGACCUAACGCGCUGGUGAUGCCGCGUCCGCGAACAAAGUCAACUCUAGCUCAGAUCGUCGACGUCGUAGUGGACCCGCACAUCUCGCAAUACCUGCGCGCGCACCAACGCGAAGGCGUCACAUUCCUCUACGAAUGCGUGAUGGGCAUGCGACCGUCCGGCCUCGGCGCGCUUCUGGCCGACGAAAUGGGCCUCGGAAAAACGCUGAUGACGAUCGCGCUGAUCUGGACGCUGCUGAAGCAGAACCCUGCCGCGGGCGAGGUCGGCGGGAUCGCGCGCAAGGUGAUGAUUGUCUGUCCGGUGACGUUGAUUGGGAAUUGGAAGCGCGAGUUUCGAAAAUGGCUUGGUCGUGAGCGCGUCGCGAUCUUCACGCUCGACGACAAGUCCAAGAAAAACGUGCGCGAUUUCGCCCGCGGACGAGUGUACCAGGUUUUGCUGAUCGGGUACGAGCGGUUACAAAAGAUCCAGGCCGAGUUGAAAGGCGUCAAGUUUGAUCUGAUGGUGUGCGACGAGGGCCAUCGGUUGAAGAGCUGGACGAAUAAGACUGCGCAGGCGUUGCGGAGCGUGAAUUGUUUGCGGAGGAUUUUGCUGACGGGAACGCCUAUCCAGAACGAUCUGGGGGAGUUUUACUCGAUGAUUGAUUUUGUGAAUCCGGGGUUGUUUGAGAACUAUAAUGCGUUCAAGAAGGAAUUUGAGAUUCCAAUCUUAAAGUCACGACAGCCAGAAGCUCGAAAGACUGAUAUUGAGAUCGGAAAAGCUCGGUCGGAGGAGCUCUCGAGACUAACGAAAACAUUCGUGCUUCGACGAACCGCCGAUAUUCUUUCGAAAUACUUGCCCCCGAAACACGAGUUUGUGAUAUUCUGCAAACCAACCGCGACACAGCUAGACAUCUACACGCAACUUCUCGAAUCAAAACACAUGAAAUCACUGAUCCGAUCCGACGACGCUUCGAAUCAUCUACGCGCCAUCACUGCGCUUAAAAAACUGUGUAAUAGCACGUCGUUGCUGCUCAGCAAGAGUGGUAGUAGCGGCAAAAAAGGUGCUGAAGAUGGGGACGAUGAUAUCGGGAUCGUCAGCUCGUUUUUGGACGAUAUCGAUCUCAGCCGGGCGCGAAGCAGUGCGUCAACAGGAAGCGGCAAAUUAGUCUUCCUCGACGCGUUUCUGCAGCAGCUCUACGCCAAGCACGACGAGAAAGUCGUGCUAGUGUCUAGUUUUACGCAGACGUUGGACGUGUUGCAGGAUUUAUUGCGAAGCCGAGGGUUUUCGUUCUUGCGACUUGAUGGGUCGACGCCGAUGAAGAAACGGCAGCCGAUGGUGGACGCGUUUAAUCGCGAGGGGAAGAAGGAGAGUUUUGCAUUUUUGCUUAGCGCAAAGAGUGGAGGGGCGGGCAUCAAUUUGAUUGGAGCUUCUAGGUUGGUACUGUUCGACACAGACUGGAAUCCGUCUGUAGAUCUACAAGCGAUGGCGCGAAUCCACCGCGACGGACAAACGAUGCCGGUGCAUAUCUACAGACUGCUCACGACAGGCUGCAUCGAUGAAAAAAUCUACCAACGGCAGCUGACGAAGCAGGGUCUGGCGGAUAACCUGAUGGACGGCAAGUCCGGCUCGGCCGAGAACUCGUUCACGAUGACCGAGCUACGGGAUAUCUUUAAGCUCCACGUGGAUACUACGUGCCACACGCACGAUUUGCUAGAGUGCAAAUGCGACGGAGCAGGCACGGACGUGCGACAAAUCAAGACCGAGGUUAUCGUUGACGACGAGAGUCUGUCGGACGACGAAGACUCUGAUCCAGGCUGGAUGUCGGCGUCGCAGUUGAUGCAGGGCAAAUCCGCGCUCCCGAAACGACUGCAGUCGCAAGGCAGAUUGAAAGCAUUACUAGACUAUACACACAUCGAGCCUCGGAAGCUGAUGACAUUCCGCGACAGCAGCGAGCUCUCGGUGAUUGGCGACGACGUUCUCCAGGACGUUCUCGCAGAGGGCGAUGUUGUGUCGUUUGUGUUUAGAAAGAUCGCGGCGGUGGAGGUUAACGACGACCAGGCGAUAGAGAUUACAGACAGCAGCGGGAGCGAUGAGAGCGAUAGUGAGGAUGAGUAG
This is a messenger RNA of Myxozyma melibiosi, 2934 nucleotides long. RefSeq names its product SNF2 family N-terminal domain-containing protein. Gene Ontology annotation, molecular function: ATP binding; DNA translocase activity; ATP-dependent chromatin remodeler activity. Bases 1 to 2934 code for a protein of 977 amino acids. The transcript has 6 exons. The record is from RefSeq and is a predicted model, not a curated record. Gene Ontology annotation, cellular component: nucleus. Gene Ontology annotation, biological process: double-strand break repair via homologous recombination; reciprocal meiotic recombination. NCBI's taxonomy places the organism in Eukaryota, Fungi, Ascomycota, Lipomycetes, Lipomycetales, Lipomycetaceae.